GGUGCGCAGUUUUGGGAACGGUAAGGAUUCUGGCUCGAGAAGGUUUCACUGGUGUGGCAUAACUGCGAUUGCCAUAAUGCGCAAUGACCCACUGGAAGUUUUCCUUCAGGAUUGGACGCCAAACUCGACCCCAGAAUCCAUCAAAGGAUCCCCCUUGAUGUUGCUGGAAGACACCUGUAAUCGCAUCGGCCAUACCCGUGCAUCCAGAUCCAUGGAGCACCACCAGCACGUCCCAUAUGAAGGUUCCCCACCUAAGCUCUUCCAUCCCUGGAGAAGUGAUGGUUCCACACAUGCAAAUUUCUCACAGCACCUCCAAACCUCCUUAAAUCCACACCACGAAAUGCCACUGACACCCCCGGCGGAACACUAUGACUUCUCAUCCCUGAAGAUGUUGCCUUGUCCGUCCGCAUGCGCUACUCUUCCCACGUCAAUUUCAACUUAUGCACCCACCACGCACUCUGGACCUUUGGACCAAUGGUGGACCCUGCAGGACGCCGGCACUGCCAAUCACUCCUCAACACAUAAUUUCCAGAUCCCCCGUGGGUGGGUUCUGGGCCACCCUGAGCUCGGCCAGUACCAGUCUCAAAUCGCCACCCUGCUGCACUCUAAGUCGCGGAGAUGCCGGAGGUGCAUGUGCCCCAACUGCCAAAAGAGUGGCUGCGCGCCGGGCAGGAGAAAGCAGCACGUGUGCCACAUGCCGGGCUGCGGGAAGGUCUACGGCAAGACGUCGCACCUGAAGGCGCAUCUGAGAUGGCACGCAGGGGAGCGGCCGUUCGUCUGCAGCUGGAUGUUCUGCGGGAAGAGCUUCACGCGCUCGGACGAGCUCCAGAGGCACCUGCGCACGCACACCGGUGAGAAGCGCUUCACGUGCCCGGACUGCGCCAAACGCUUCACGCGCAGCGACCAUCUGGCCAAACACCUGAAGACGCACCUGAUGCACAAGAACAGACUGGAUCACAUCAACACAACUCUUGAACAAAAGUCUUAGAUUGUUCAAAGU
Sinocyclocheilus grahami is the source of this 1000-nucleotide messenger RNA. RefSeq names its product transcription factor Sp5-like. NCBI's taxonomy places the organism in Eukaryota, Metazoa, Chordata, Actinopteri, Cypriniformes, Cyprinidae. The transcript has 2 exons. Gene Ontology annotation, molecular function: RNA polymerase II cis-regulatory region sequence-specific DNA binding; DNA-binding transcription factor activity, RNA polymerase II-specific. Gene Ontology annotation, biological process: regulation of transcription by RNA polymerase II. Bases 77 to 988 code for a protein of 303 amino acids. The record is from RefSeq and is a predicted model, not a curated record.